Suillus fuscotomentosus is the source of this 4041-nucleotide messenger RNA. Its product is annotated as Urb2/Npa2 family-domain-containing protein. The coding region runs from base 1 to 4041 and encodes 1346 amino acids. NCBI's taxonomy places the organism in Eukaryota, Fungi, Basidiomycota, Agaricomycetes, Boletales, Suillaceae. Gene Ontology annotation, cellular component: nucleolus. The transcript has 16 exons. The record is from RefSeq and is a predicted model, not a curated record. Gene Ontology annotation, biological process: ribosome biogenesis.
AUGACAUUGGCAACACCCUUGUCCGCCCAGUCUUUCGUUAGGCUCCUCAAAGCCCCCACAGAUCCACCUAAUCCAGAGAGUCCACCAAAAAUCCAAAUCGCUUGGGCAGCAUGGGAUGAUACUACUAUUCACAUUCCAAAUAAGCACGAGCUCAUCGCCGAGUUCAUACUCACCCGACUACUCAAAGACAAGUCAAAAACUAGCGACAAUCCGGUGAUCGAUGCGCGGUACUGGUCCCUUCUUCGCAAGGUCUGGCUUGGUUCUCUUCUCAAUCGCACACCGCUCGCACCAAUAAUCAUUUCGAUCCUUACUCUCCUAAGGGAUCUGCCAGUUACAAAAGCGAAAGAGCUCCUUGUGCUCGUACGCCCGUGCUUCUCUGUCUUGUGGCCGUUAAGUGUCCACAAAAUUGGCGUGGAGACACUAUUAGAGUGCCUUGGCGCCGUACUGAAUGUCUCUACUGAGCUGUUUGACGAUGUCAUUUUGGAUGGUAUCUGUGAGACAAUCGUAUCUUCAUAUAGAGAAGCACUAGGAAAUGCGGGGAACAAGAAGAAGCUACCUGUGACCUUCCUUCAAUCCCAUCUCUCAUCCUGGAUUCAUGCAAUCUCAUCAUCAUCCCAUUUGUCUCCACAGUUGAAUAAAGCAGUAUACGCCGCAGGAACAGAGACCUUGUUCUCUCUCGAUACGCUUCGUGCAUCCCCGUCAUCUGAGAGCUUAUUCACCGCCCUAUCUUCUUUGCCGACCUCACCAACCACAAUAAAUCUCACGAUCCCACUCCUACCCCGCCUCUUCAGUACCCAUACGAACUUCCUACGGCGAUACCGCACCAGUUUGUUUCCCGCUUCUCAGAAUAACAUACAAAACCGUGAAAACGACAUGAGAAUGACGUCCAUGGCAUUCUUCGCAUCGUGCCUCAAGUUAUUGGCCGGGAACGAUCUGAGUUGGGACGCAAGAGUGGAUUUGGUGGAGGCAGUCAGAGAGGAUGCGGUCCGGGUAUUGGAGGAAGAAAAAGCGGAGCAAAAGGUGGUAGGUUUGGCUUUGGACGUGCUGGCUGCGCUCGCGACGGUCGACUAUGAUGUGAUUGAACCUGUGGUAGGAAGAAUACUUCCUCAGCUGAUCUUGGUAAGCUUUACCUCUUCGUUCGUCUUUUUCUGUGAAAUCAAUGCGUCCGCCGUUCCUGGUGUCUUUUCUUCCAGACUCGCCCAUCUCCCUCCAUACAAAAAUCAGCCAACGUACUUCUUAACAUCCUCCUCGACUUUCACUCCAAGACGCGCACGUUACACGCAUACACUCAUGCACUCUUUGAUGCCUGCACCUCCCUUCCUUCCAUCAGAUCCCUUGCGUCACCACAAGAAUUCUACGACCGCGGACGCACCUCUAUUAUCCUCGCGCACACCCAUCUUUCCUCGCUCGCACAAGCGUUCCGCACAUUCCUCACACCCACCCAACGAGGUGGAAGACAGACCGCGUAAAAAGCGACGGAAAAGUGAGCCUGCCCCGCCAUCUGCGAGUCCAGCGCCCAUACAGGCCAUGCAGGAAGUAGACGCUUAUGCACUUUCACUUUCCCUCACUCUCAAGUUCGCGGCUCUAUUCCUGUCGAACCUCCCAUUUUCCUUCGUCACCCCCGGGGUCCGCGAGGCUGUACUUGAGGCAAGCGUAUGGGCCAUCGAGGCCGCUCGCUCGCUUCUUUGUAACAAGACUUCGAAAAUAUGCUGCGCAGACCAAGUGACAGGUGCUGCACUUCUUCGUUUUGCGUAUCAUCUACUGGCUUGGAAGUGCGGUGGAGAACUAGGAGAUAUGGGAGGACUAUUGGAGGUUGCCAAGACAGAAGAUGCUGCGAUUUUCUUUGCGUGGUCUUCUAGAUCGGACACCGAUGUAGUAGUGGAAACUGUAUUGGACUUUGCCCUGGCGUAUAUCGAGGCACACGCGGAGAACACGGACGGAUUUAUGGUACUCUACCUAAUCGUCGAGCGGUGGUUAGAUCUUGUAGAUGCCCGAGGAUCUAAAUCUUCCCUCGAUCGCCUGAUCAAACUUAUAUUCUCUAUUUCGCCCACGUUUACUCGUCGCGUAGACCUGCAGGGCUUGCAGCCAAAAGAUAUUCUCUGGGGUGUUUUGCACAAUGCGCAGUUCUGGGAGAUGGGGAAUAUACGAAUCUCCGUUCUUGCAUACCUCACGUCCCCGCUAAACUCUAUGAAAGUUCCUGCGUUGGAUCAGCUCAGCAACACUUACUACCUCCUCUUAUAUGUUCCCCCCGAGUACCUCACUAAACAGGCUCGCGCGGAGCUUGUGCACCGGGCAAUGGAGGGGGAUGUCACUCUUUCGUCGUUGCUGCAUGUGACCACCGGAGAGAAGACAGCGAAGGGCAAACGUAAGCGUGACGAAGGAAGGGACCUAGAAGAUGUGAGGCAAACGCUCAUGCACAUACGUGUAUUCCUCCAACGGAUGGGGAGACUCGGGUAUCUGAACACAUCUGAUCGCGAAAGCGCCAGGGACUACGUGAAGCACCUCAUGAGCAUGGAGGUUUCAGAUAAUACGGCGUUGAGAGAGGCCACGAUAAAUAUUGCGGAACUUUAUGUUGUUGCGCUCCUGCGAGCAUCAGAUCAAGACCCUUCUGCCUCAGCCGCGUGUGCUUCUAUUUUCUGCUCUCUCGCGCAGUCUGGUUCUCUUGAUGAAGAGAGCGUUGCCCAGUUGUGUGUCCUCCAGCUUGUUGAGCGUCUCAGACAGGAUUUUUCUGUUUUCAGUCUUCCUGGCUUGAUAGUUGCAUCAAUAAAAGAGGUGCAUGCUGCACUAACUCCAGUAUUACACCCCAACGUCAUUGACACGCUCCCCGGGAGCGGGACUAUUAAAGCAUGGGCGCGCCACCUUUCAUUUAGCCAUUGGUUAGGCGUUACCGCUACUUCAACUUCUGAGUACGGCCAACACAUCGCAGCCGCCCUUUUGCGAAACAGAGAAAAAUGCAAGUUCUCUGCAGAAACCUUGGGACUUCUCUUUGAGGAACUGCGCUGCUUGCCCAACGUCAACCGCAAGACGCAUCUUGGUCUAGCAGUAGGGGUGUUUAUAUUUUCUACGGAAGCUGGAGACAUCAAAUCCUUGGAUGAAGUCGUCUCAAGCGGAUCCAAGCAUAUUUCAGUCGAUGACUUUUCACAUCUACUAAACACAGUAUAUGAAGCACUCGAAAGCAUGCGAUUUCCUCCGGUUCAAUGCGUGCGUCUAGUGCAUGCGGCCACUGUUCUGUUGCGUGAUGCACCUCAAGGGACUUUGAAGGUCGUUCAGUGUUUGUUCAGUCAGUGUCUGAAUCUCUUUAUCGGACACACACAGUUCUUUGCGGGUCCUGUGGACUUGAAGUUAGCUUGCCUCGAGUUUGUGGCUCGGCAAUGUUCAGAUAGGCCUGCAGCUCUUCGCCCUGUCGACCCGGGUCCCAUCCAUGUCCUGCUGUCUAAGAUCCUUUCCGGGUCUCCAACACAUGACAGUACCACCACACCCGCGGUCUUCCACGCCUCUACCACAAUCCUAAACGCACUCGUUCGGCUGCGGCGCGAUCUUGUCGUCCACGUUUUGCCACAUUUGGGGAUGGUUCUCCGCCAACUGGUCUCAUGCACUCGUAGCCUACGGCCCCAGCUAGCCGCGAAGCAGAGCCGCAUCGUCACCGACACCCUCCCAUCGUGGAUGGCACCAUCUGAGCCACUAGGUGUGUCAGAAGCUCGUGCACUUGCACGGCUCUUCACCUCCUUGACGACAAAGAGUGUCCCCCGCGUGCACAUGCAGCCCAGUGCAGAGCAGAAAGCGGAGAGCCUGUCCAAACCGUUCGCCAAGCAUGCUGCUUAUGUGCUUACUGCGCACAUUGACGCUGUGAACGACCCGUUGUGUGUCACACGGGCAGAUGUGAGGCGUGAGCUUGAGCCGGGUCUGUUCUCACUGUGCGAGAUGAUGGGUACGCACAGUCGUGAUGCUAUUAUGGUCAGUGCAUUGGAUGCAGGUGGGAAGAGCGUGUUGAAGGCACUCUGGAAGGAGUAUGAAAAACAGCGGUAUAUUGGGAAGGGGUAG